Molecule: messenger RNA, 612 nt
Organism: Maudiozyma saulgeensis
Lineage: Eukaryota; Fungi; Ascomycota; Saccharomycetes; Saccharomycetales; Saccharomycetaceae
Source: the annotation of a GenBank genome assembly
AUGGUACAUUUUAGAAGAAAAUCUAAUCAUAGUGGGUCUGGUGACUUACCAGACACAACUAUAGGUCAUAGACCUCAAAAAUCUGUUGGGAGUGGAGACUUGAAAGUGACUAAAGAAGAAGCCGCUAGGUUCAAAGUUAGAACUGCUUCAGUGAAUGAUCCUAUCUUAGAAGCUGUUCAAGAAGCUCAACCUUUUGAACAAGCUGCCGAUACAUUCAAGACUAAUAUGAACAGAAGAUCUUAUUUUGAUGCAGAAGAUGGCUCUAGAGUACAACCUACGGAUGUUUUUGGCAAUAUUAUUGAAGUACCAGACAUAUCUAACCCAACUAGAUCAAGAGAUGAAAGACCUCUGGAUACAAUUCGCGGAUUUGAAUAUGCUAUAACAGGUGACCCUCAAUGGGCUCAACAAAUUGAAACUCCAUAUCUAGGGUUUAACGUAAGACAAGAUUUCCCCUUGGGGAACCCUUACGAUAAUUAUAUUGAAGCUAAUGGUGGAAUCGGAACUAGUCAAGGUAACCAAGCUCAAGGUAUUUAUCAACCACCUCAACCAACCGAUAUGGAUUCAAAGAAAAAGAAGAAAAGAAAUUGGUUUGGAAGAAAGAAGAAAAAUUAA